AUGCGUGGUUUUCUCGAAAGCAAUGAAGAUAGCGAGGGUUCAAAUGUCAUUGAGGUUGUUAUUCCAAUGAGGGAAUUUCACAUUCCUCAGCCGUUAAUGGAUAUCAUCGUGAGUAAGGUUGGUGAAGAUGGUGUUGAUGCGUUGAAGAACUUGUUGCUCGCUGGGAGAGAGGGGAAGGAUGCUGUCUGCCACAAUAAACGUUGCGGGGGUUUGAUGAACCUGUAUGACAUGAAUGUGUGCGUGGUACAGCCACCUUUUCAGCCCGGAAGGGUCGGGAGGCCAAAGUGCCCUAGGUGCAAGAGAGUUGGGCACAGAUUCAACAGGUGUGUCGAUUAAGUUAUGGAGGAUGUAAGCGGGAUGUUGGUGUAGAGUUCAUGAAAGUAUGAGCAAUGUUUUUUGAUAAGUUAUUUGGUGAUAAUCCUAGAUGUAAGCGGGAUGUUAUUUUUGGUUAUCUAAUACCUUUAAGUUGCAGGGGAAUGUAUAACAUUUAAGAACUUUC
Arabidopsis lyrata subsp. lyrata is the source of this 499-nucleotide messenger RNA. RefSeq lists its product as uncharacterized. The record is from RefSeq and is a predicted model, not a curated record. Bases 1 to 336 code for a protein of 111 amino acids. NCBI's taxonomy places the organism in Eukaryota, Viridiplantae, Streptophyta, Magnoliopsida, Brassicales, Brassicaceae. The transcript has 4 exons.